GCCAACCAUUUGAUCACUCAAUUGUAUAUAUAUAUAUUGGACGUGGCACGUCCUCUAAUGACCUUGUCUGCAUAUGCAUACAUUACGAACUGAGUGGGAAGUUGUUGCUGUUCAGCAAUCGUUUAUGUCAUGAAGUCUCUUCAGAAUUUCGAUGCUUUUGCAAAACCACUCAAAGACUUUCGUAUCAAAACGCUGUCUGGAGCUUUGGUUUCAAUAAUAAGUAGUCUAAUCAUCGGAAUUUUGUUCACAUCAGAACUUCUCUCGUUUACGCGCACACGGAGUAAGCAGGAGAUUAUUGUAGAUGUCAACCGUGGAGAAAAGAUGUCUAUCUACUUGGAUAUAACGCUAAACUUUAUCCCGUGCAGAUUUUUAAGCCUAGAUACAAUGGACACGACGGGUGCGCAGCAGCUAAAUGUUAUGCACGAAGUUUACAAAACUAGUGUUUCAGUUGAUGGCAUUCCUUUAUCGGAUAGUGUUCGCCAUGCUGUUAAUGAUGCUUCGGCUAUCACAACGACUAGAGAUCCCAAUUAUUGUGGCUCAUGUUAUGGGGCAGAGUCUCCUUCAAGGAAAUGCUGUAAUACAUGUGAGGAAGUUCAAAUGGCGUAUAAUGAAAUGCGAUGGGUAUUUGUAAAUAUUUCUGCAUUUGAACAGUGCCGAAAGGAAAACUGGAACGAGAUUAAACAAAAGAUAGGCAAUGAAGGUUGCAGGAUUCAUGGAAAUUUAACAGUUAAUCGAGUUGGUGGGGCGUUUCAUAUUGCUCCUGGUCAUAGUUACACUGAAAAUCAUGCACACUUUCAUAGCUUUCAAAGUCUCGGUCCUGUUCAGUUCAACGUGUCUCAUUCAAUCGGGGAGCUUCGUUUUGGUGACUCAUAUCCUGGUCAAGUUAAUCCACUAGAUGGAACAAAAAUGGCGGUACAAACACGUAAGUAUUAAUUUGUAUUUAUUUGGAAUGUCUCAUCUUUGCCUUGAUAACAAAAAUAAACAUUCGUUCACCACCCUGAUGACACAUAUGGCACCCCUGACGUUCAGAGACACCGCCGAGUAAGUAGUAGAAAAAUUAGAGAUGAAAAUUCCUAUGGGAGGUAAAUCUUUAUUUUAUUUGCCAAAAUAUCCGACAAAUGCCUUGCAUAAGCCUAGCAGUCACCUCCCAUGUAUUAUAUCGAUUUAUUCAUGAUAGUGAAAUCCUGAAAGUAAAUCUAUUUCAGCAGUGCUUACAGACUUACGAGGUUCCAAGAGUAUUGGAAAUUGAUAAUGAGUAGUCAG
Molecule: messenger RNA, 1263 nt
Organism: Schistosoma mattheei
Lineage: Eukaryota; Metazoa; Platyhelminthes; Trematoda; Strigeidida; Schistosomatidae
Source: the annotation of a GenBank genome assembly